Molecule: messenger RNA, 171 nt
Organism: Prorocentrum cordatum
Lineage: Eukaryota; Dinophyceae; Prorocentrales; Prorocentraceae
Source: the annotation of a GenBank genome assembly
CAGCAGGGCACAAUGCCAAUGUUCAAGCAGGCGUCGUGGUCCCAGAGCUUAGUGGGCGAAGGGCCAGAUGAGGACAUCGGGGAAUACGCGAUCUACAUGAAGAAAGCCAUGACGCAAUUGCAGAUCACGGCCUGCCACAUGGAAGCGUCAAGGACGGUGACGGACAUCAAG